This is a messenger RNA of Fukomys damarensis (Damara mole-rat), 2580 nucleotides long. It is a transcript of the gene Skic8, whose product is annotated as WD repeat domain 61. The record is from RefSeq and is a predicted model, not a curated record. The transcript has 11 exons. NCBI's taxonomy places the organism in Eukaryota, Metazoa, Chordata, Mammalia, Rodentia, Bathyergidae. The coding region runs from base 334 to 1173 and encodes 279 amino acids. Gene Ontology annotation, cellular component: Cdc73/Paf1 complex. Gene Ontology annotation, molecular function: protein binding.
UCUGUGCGCCGCUGUCGCGCCGGUUACGUCAGAAGAGCCGGCCGGGCUGAGCGCAGAGCAGCAAGGGACAGACACUGGCAAGAGUUGGGGAGAAGAAUCCACCUGAUGGGGGCAGUGUUGAGUCCCUGGGAGCAAGAAGACCCCACCGCUUGGCAGGUCCUGUGAAGGGAUCCCAGGGACUGGCAGAAAGGUGUCAGAACAACUCCUUAGCAAAGGCUCACCUUGGAAAGAGGACCUUCUGUAGUCCCCUCUGCCCUGAUGACACCGUACUGAAACUCUGGUGUUGUUUCCACAGAGCUGUCUAGCCUUUAGCCCUUCGUUUUGGUUGAGGACAUGACCAACCAGUACAGUAUUCUCUUCAAACAAGAGCAAGCCCAUGAUGAUGCUAUUUGGUCAGUUGCCUGGGGGACAAACAAGAAAGAAAACUCUGAAACAGUGGUCACAGGAUCCCUGGACGACCUAGUGAAGGUCUGGAAAUGGUGUGAUGAGAGGCUGGACCUGCAGUGGAGCCUGGAGGGACACCAGCUGGGGGUGGUAUCUGUGGACAUCAGCCACACCCUGCCCAUUGCUGCUUCUAGCUCUCUGGAUGCCCACAUUCGUCUCUGGGACUUGGAAAAUGGCAAACAAAUAAAGUCUAUAGAUGCAGGACCUGUGGAUGCCUGGACUUUGGCCUUUUCACCGGAUUCCCAGUAUCUGGCCACAGGAACUCAUGUGGGAAAAGUGAACAUUUUUGGUGUAGAAAGUGGAAAAAAAGAAUAUUCUCUGGACACAAGAGGAAAGUUUAUCCUCAGUAUUGCCUAUAGUCCUGACGGGAAGUACCUGGCCAGCGGAGCCAUAGAUGGAAUCAUCAAUAUUUUUGAUAUUGCAACAGGGAAACUUCUGCAUACGCUGGAAGGCCAUGCCAUGCCCAUCCGCUCCUUGACCUUUUCCCCGGACUCUCAGCUCCUCGUCACUGCAUCAGAUGAUGGCUACAUCAAGAUCUACGAUGUACAACAUGCCAACCUGGCCGGCACGCUGAGUGGCCAUGCCUCCUGGGUGCUGAACGUUGCCUUCUGUCCUGAUGACACUCACUUCGUCUCUAGUUCAUCUGACAAAAGUGUAAAAGUGUGGGACGUUGGAACAAGGACUUGUGUUCACACCUUCUUUGAUCACCAGGAUCAGGGAGAGUGGUAGACCCCUGGAUUGGGACUGCUGCUGUUAAUGUCCAUCUAGCAGAGGCGGGGACCUGCUGUCACCUAGUGGAGGUGCCCCUGCCUGUGUGACAGCGUGCGACAAGCACAGCCUCUUUGCCGGGGGCUCUCUGGGCCCGUCCAAGCCAGGACCAGCUUGGCAAGGACCCUCCUGGUCAGCAGCUGCCUUUACUCAUAGUCACUAUUUGCCAUUUUUAGAACUGUCCAAAAAAGAAAUGAGAUUGUUCUUUAAUAUAGUAGAAGGAAAUUCUUACAGGUUGUUUGGAUUUGAUUUCCAUCUUUGAAAGGAGCCUCUGUCUGUACUUUUGCCGAGGUGUGAAGUGUUUCUGGUGUUCUUGUGUGGUACAUAUUGGUCUUAAUGUGCAUGUGGAUCCCCUGGGGUCCCCUAAGUAAACUGCAGGUCAGACCCAGCAGGUCUCCUGUAGAUCUGGUAUUGCAUCUGUCACAUGCCCCAAGAGGACAGCACACUGCUAACCCGCCACUGUGAAGAUCAGGGUCUAGGAACUCGUCAGCAUACAAACAAACAAGCAUAAAUGUGGCUUUGGACAUGCUCUGAAUGUUUCCAGAUGUUAAUAGAUUUCUUUUGGAAUGCAGUUUGGAGUGGUUACCUAACUGCGCAUGCUGAUUCACUCUUACAUUGUGACCCAUAGAGUCCCGGGGGGUUGGUCUUGAUAUUGACAGUCUACUGCUGGACUCAGGGAAUAAGUACUGGUGCUUUGUGGCCUUGUAUGGGGGUCCGAGUGCUGCUGUUGCAGAGGAAGAGAUUUGAAGAGGGAGUAAGCCCGUCAUGUGGCCCAGUCAUCAUCCUGAAGUCCAUCUCACAGCCAGAGUGACAACCUGAUGCCCUAGAUCUGCUUCAAAUCAGAAAGACGGCCCUGAAGAUCGGAACUUGGCACAUCAGCUCUGCCUGGGAAGGAAGUGUGAAGCUGUUCAUUCAGUGCAUGGCACAUAAAAUCAGUGGUAUCCAUGGUGCCUGGCCCCCAGGCUUCUAAUAACAAGUGGAAGAUCGUGACCAGGGCAUUGUGGAUGGGGUAGGAUGAGCAGCGGCAGUUUUCUUCUAGGCAGUGACCUUGGGCUUGUGGGUCUCCUUCUGGCACCAUAAAUGCUGGUCCUUUGUGGAUUCCAUGGUGAUCCUCUGGAUUCUGAGUCUUCGUAAGGGUUGUAGGUUAUCCUGGUUAGUGUAGAAAUAAAAAUGUGCUGGAGGCGGGGGUAAUAAUAACAACAAAAGGAAGGUGCCUGGUUAAAGAGAAGCCACCAUCUUCUCUGAUAUAGGAAGUGUAAGAAUGCCCUCAACUCAAGUAUUUUCCUGAAUUCAGAAUAAUGAGCAGUAAAUGAAGAUGUUCAUUUUGUAAACAGUGUUCAGAAAGAAAACAUUAAUAGAACUUUUAAA